CCUUGUGCAAACAACCCGUGCAAUAACGGAGGGAAGUGCACAAUGUACUCAAAAGUGCCAAAAUGUGAUUGCUUGCCUGGAUUUUAUGGAGAGAAAUGUGAAAAGGACGUCUGCUACUUAAGAGAUGUUUGUAAGAAUGGAGGUACGUGCAGACCAGAUGGAUUCAACAAGUUUAAAUGUGAAUGUAGGCCACAUUAUUACGGAACAUUUUGCGAUAAUGUGAAACAAAUGUGCUUGGAAGGAGGUAAAAGCAAAGAAUGCUCGAAGCUUAAUGCUCGAUGUGUUGAAAGCCCAAAUGUAAAUGAAGGUUAUACUUGUAAUUGUGAAAACGGGUACGAUAAAAACGAAAACGGUUUCUGUAUUCACAAAUGCCGUAUUAAAAAGAAUGAAGAGAAAUGCAUAAAACUCUCAGCCAACUGCGUAUUAGACGAAACCUAUCAACCCAUUUGCAAAUGUCCCCCAUUGUUUCAAGAAGAUGCAAAUAGGAAAUGUGUUAAAGAAGUAUCAAAUACACCGGAAUCAACUGAACCAGAAGGGAUAACUUCAACAAAUUCUCAUGAAUCAACUGAAUCAACUCUUUCCCCUAAAACGGAUAUUUCAUUAAAAACAACCUUCUCAACAUGUGAUUGUGGACUUCAUUCUUUAUCUUGCGAUUUCAAUCACGAAGGGAAUAAAAUUUGUUCCUGUGAGACUGGUUUUUCACAAAUGACUGAUGUCUGCGUUGAUUGCUAUUGUGGUGAGAAAUCUGUAAACUGUUCUUUUGGAAGAAACUUGGAAAAGAAAUGCUGGUGCAAUAAAGGUUAUGGCCAAAUGCAUGGAGCUUGUAAAAAAACUUGCAGCUAUGAUGUAGAUUGUCAAAAUGGUGGUAUCUGUAAACAUAAUGGCAAUGAUGGUUUCUGUGAAUGUCAUGCGGAUUACAGUGGAGACAGAUGUGAAGUCAACAAUGUUUGCAGGCAUUUACACCACAUAUGUGGUGAACAUGGUGGCAUAUGUGUGAUACACGAUGGAUUACCUCAGUGUGAGUGUCCUCCUGAUAAAGAAUACCAAAAAGGGGUUUGUAAAACAAUUUGUGAUGCAUCAAAAUGUAUUCAUGGACAAUGUGAAAUAUUUGGUCACUCUUAUAAAUGCAGGUGUUUUGCUGACUAUACUGGAAAACAUUGUGAUAAAAAAUCAUUGGAAGAAUCACGUGAUAACGAGUUGAUCGUAACUAUUUUUGCUAUCACCAUAUCAAUGACUGCAGUAACUAUGUUCGGAAUAGUUUGCUGGCUGACUUUAAUAAGAAUGAAAAGUAAGGUGUUCACUCAAGAUCCCGAAAAAGUAAAUCUCAUAUGAGAUUUAUGCGUGACAUCUAAGAAUAUUUAAGAAAUUCAUAUGUUGAUCAUAGAAAAGAGUUAAUUUUUGUUACUAUUCAGAUGC
This is a messenger RNA of Parasteatoda tepidariorum (common house spider), 1416 nucleotides long. RefSeq lists its product as uncharacterized. Gene Ontology annotation, molecular function: calcium ion binding. Lineage: Eukaryota; Metazoa; Arthropoda; Arachnida; Araneae; Theridiidae. The record is from RefSeq and is a predicted model, not a curated record.